Exophiala dermatitidis NIH/UT8656 is the source of this 3030-nucleotide messenger RNA. RefSeq lists its product as uncharacterized. Lineage: Eukaryota; Fungi; Ascomycota; Eurotiomycetes; Chaetothyriales; Herpotrichiellaceae. Bases 1 to 3030 code for a protein of 1009 amino acids. The record is from RefSeq and is a predicted model, not a curated record. The transcript has 2 exons. Gene Ontology annotation, molecular function: 5-oxoprolinase (ATP-hydrolyzing) activity. Gene Ontology annotation, cellular component: cytosol. Gene Ontology annotation, biological process: glutathione metabolic process.
AUGGGAAGCAUCGAGCGCAGCAAUGGCAGUGAUGGCCAGACUCACAGAUAUCGUAUUGGUGUUGAUGUUGGAGGAACCAACACUGAUGCCGUGCUGAUCUCACUUGCACCGACGCAAAUUGUUGCAUCACACAAGGCACCCACGACACCAGACGUCACGACGGGCAUCACGCAAGCCGUCCAGACAGUGAUCCAAGCCAGCAAUGUGCCCCUCGAUGCCAUCAGCUGCGUUAUCAUUGGCACCACCCACUUCGUCAACGCGGUAGUCCAGAGGUCAUCGUCGCUGCAACGUGUCGGAGUGGUCCGCUUGUGCGGCGGCAGUAAAGAUGGCUUUGGACUCGGAGUGCCGCCGUUCAUUGACUUCCCGCGCGACCUCCGUCGCUUGAUUUCCACGCAGCCCUACUUCUGCGAGGGCGGCUAUCAGAUUUCUGGCAGCGAAAUCUCUCCGCUUGAUGAGGCUGAAUUGAACCAAGUCGCAGAGAAACUGGUCGCUGAUAACAUCUUCAAUGUCGUCGUCUCGGCCGUUUACUCCCCCCUCAACUCGGAACACGAAAUCCAAGCCGGCGACAUCCUGCUGCGCGAAAUGCAACAGCUAGUGAAAGCGCGUGGCAUUUCCACACGGCCGCGAGUUACUCUGUCGCACGAAAUAUCGUCUCUCGGCUUCUUGGCCAGGGAGAAUGCCGCCAUCUUGAACGCCACCCUGAGGCCGCUGGCUGAGAAGACCAUUCUUGGUUUCCAAAAAGCCAUGCAGGACAUCUUCCAUGGCACUCCCUGUGCAUUGUAUCUCACCCAGAACGACGGCAGCGUCCUCAGCGCCGAGGAUGCCAUCGAUCUGCCUAUCCGGACAUUCAAUUCAGGGCCGACGAAUUCGAUCCGCGGUGGUGAUUUCCUUUGGAACUCCGCAAGUGCCGAUGCCGGUGGGAACAGCGUCGAGCGCCAGGACGCCCUUGUGGUCAUCGACAUUGGGGGAACUACCUCUGAUAGCGGUCUGCUGCUUCCAAAUGGGCUGCCCAGAAUGAGCUCGGUGAUGAGUCUCGUUGGAGGGGUGCGUACCAACUUUGCCUUGCCCGCCGUCGAAAGCGUGGGACUUGGUGGUGGAAGCAUUGUACGAGUCUCGGAGAAGGAAGUCACCGUGGGCCCGGACAGUGUCGCGUUGGAGCUCCUACAGAAGGCUCGGCUCUUUGGCGGUGAUGUCCUGACCGCUACCGAUAUUGUCGCGGCAUCGGAGUUGCACUCGCCCAGUGGACACAAUCCGCUAAAAGGAAUGGGCGAUCCCAAUCGUCUGAAGGACGUCACACCCGAAACCAUCAAAAGGGCCAAGGCGCGGAUGCGCAAGAUCAUUGAAGAGCUGGUCGACCGCACCAAGGUGCAGAAAGGAGACGUGGACGUGUUGAUUGUCGGUGGAGGUGCCAUCGUCAUUGACGUUGACGAGCCCCUUGCAGGGGUUCGGGCGGUUCGCAAAGUGAAGGGUGGAGAAGUCGCCAACGCUGUCGGUGCCGCCAUUUCGAGAGUCUCCGGAGUCGUCGACACCGUAGUGGACACGUCGCAUCAGACGCUCAAGGAAGCUCAGGAGAAGGUAUCGCAAUCGGCCGUCGAUGCGGCCGUUGCCAACGGAGCGCAGCGGGAUACUGUCCAGAUUGCCGAAGUUACCAUCCUCCCCAUCCAGUAUGUCGAUGCCAAGGCACGGAUCCAUAUCCGCGCCGUGGGCGUGCUCGAUACCGUCAAACAGUCGAAGAAGGCGGCCGCCGGCGGUGAGAUUGUCCUGCCGGAGCUGCCUCAACAACAAAAAUCCGGCGCCAAUGUCGAACAAAAAGACGAUGCAGAGGACGAAGUUGUCGACAUCCAAACGUACCGACCCAAGAUCGAAAAAGGUCUUUGGGUUGUUUCCAUCACCGACCUCGAGUGGAUAGCCGAGGGCUGCAAGGUGCUCGGUUGUGGAGGCGGCGGCGACCCGUACCAACAGUAUCUGAAGAUCCGGGCUCUUUUGGAAAAGUCGCCCGGCAGUAUCAAGAUCGUGUCACCCAAUGACCUUCCCGAAAGCGCCACCGUCGGAUGGACCGGCUGCAUGGGAAGCCCCGAAGUCAGCAUGGAGCGCAUGGAAGCCGACGAAUGUAACAAGGCCCACGACGAGCUGACCCGGGUCAUGGGACUGAAACCUGCGGAUGCAUUCAUGGCGUUGGAAAUUGGUGGCGGGAACGGCGUCGUCAACCUCGAAGUUGCAGCCGCCCAUGGCGUGCCAUGCGUCGACGCCGACUACAUGGGCCGCGCAUACCCGACGUACUGGCAAACCACGAUCAACGUCUACGGCACCGCGCACGGCGAGGCACUGGUCCCGGCAACCAUUGCCAGUGGUGACGGGUCAUUCAUGACCAUGACAGCCAGCCGGACGGACAAGCUCGUGGACAAGGCGUUGAGGGCUGCCGUGGUCGAAAUGGGAUGUCGUGCGGGCAAAGCGGCGCCUCCAAAACCAGCCAAAGUGGUCCAGGAACAAGCCGUCCUGAACACCGUGUCACUUGCCUGGUGGAUUGGACGCGCCAUCGCGCUCGAGAAGAACAUCAACGACAAGGCGAACCGGAUCGUCGAGGCCGUCGGCGGCUCUGCAAGCGCAAAGGUCUUGGCCGAGGGCAAAAUCACCAGUGUCGAGCGUGUUCUCAAGACAGGUCAUACUUAUGGAGUUGUCGAGGUCGAUGGAGUUCUUAGCGACGGAACCAAGGCCACGGUGAAGAUCCCGUUCAAGAACGAGAACGCCUUCGUCGAGGCCACCACUCCGGAUGGCAAGGUCUCCAUUCUGGCUGCUGUUCCGGAUCUUAUUGCUGUUCUCGAUUCCGAGACGGGCUCCGGUCUAGGCACACCGGAAUACAAGUAUGGCUUGAAGGUGACCAUCAUCGCCAUUGCCGCCUCGCCUCGCUGGACCGAUACUCCACGGGGUCUGGAUCUUGGUGGUCCCGGCUCUAUGGGCUUUGAUGAUAUCAAGUACGUGCCCAUCGGCACGUAUAGCAAGCCGCGGAGCGUCAUUGAAACCUACGCAUAG